This is a messenger RNA of Vespa crabro (European hornet), 3227 nucleotides long. RefSeq names its product transport and Golgi organization protein 6 homolog (gene Tango6). Gene Ontology annotation, biological process: protein secretion. The transcript is spliced from 7 exons. The coding region runs from base 149 to 2956 and encodes 935 amino acids. The record is from RefSeq and is a predicted model, not a curated record. NCBI's taxonomy places the organism in Eukaryota, Metazoa, Arthropoda, Insecta, Hymenoptera, Vespidae.
UAAUAAUGAAAUUAAGUGCAUUUAUUCUGCAAUGCGUUUAUUUAUGUUAACCUUUUAUUGUUAAUAUUAUAAUUUAACAGAUUAAUGUAGAAUGUACUUAUCUGUGGUGAAACGAAAACUACAGUAAGUUUGGAUAUUGGAUUAAACAAUGAAAGAAUCAAAAGAAAUAGAUUAUUCUCAAAUAUUGUAUAAAUUAACAACAGAUAAAACUGAAGCCAAUGAUUUCGAAAAUAAAUUAGAACAAAUUUUGGACAAGACACUUCCUCUAUUAUCAAAAAAUGAUAAGUAUAUAAUAUUUGGUGAUAAAGAUAGUGCAAAUAAUUAUGUAGAUAUAAGGUACAAAUAUAUUCAAACUAUUACGUAUAUAUUAAAAAAGAUUCAGAUAACAGAUGAAAUCAAUCACGACGACUGUAUUAGUGUUCAACAAUAUCAUACAUUUAAAAUUGCAAUAGAGUUAAUAGUAUCAAUAGGAAUUAUACCAUGCUUGUUACCUGGUAUUGGUAUCGAUAUGAAAAAGUUAUGUCCUAGAGCUUCAAAAUUAAUAGAAGAAAAGACAUCCAUUUUACAGAAAUAUGAGAGAUUAUGUUUGUCAAGCCGUUCUCUUAUUGAAUAUUACAAUGGAAGUCUUUUACGGCCAGCUGUUCUUUCUCAAUUUGGUCCAUUAAUUGCAGCAUUGCUACAAUUAUCAUAUGCUCCUUUAACAAAACCUAACGAAGAACAAUUACCUUUGAAACAAGAAAAUGAAAUGAAUAAGGAACAAUUUAUAAUGACUAUUGAUUUACAUAAAAAAUUACAAAACGAUCAGAAACAAUUUUUAUCUGAAUUACUAACUUUAUUUGAUAAUUGCCCACAAUAUAUAAUUAUGAAGGAGUUGAUGAUUAUUCUGGGAAUUCAAAAAGCACCAAUGUGGAUUCGUAGAAUAACUAGAAAACAUUUAAUUGAAAAAAUUCAGCAACCUAAUGGAGUCGUGUCAUUAAUUGCCACUUUGUGCAAUGAUACAUUAGAUUUUGGAACUGAUUGGAACAAAUUAGAUGUACUUGCUAGAUUAAUUGCUACAUCACAUGAAAUGAAUAAAAAUAAAUAUUAUGAAGCUAUAUGUCCACAGCUUCUGAAUCUUUUAACAUUAAAACAGAUUAAUCAUUACUCAAUAAUAGCUAAUAGCUGUAUAAUAGCUCUUUAUGAAAGUAAUCCUGAUAUUUGUGAGAAAAAUAUAAUUAAUAUUAUAAUGAAGCCUUUAUUAAUAACAAACUUGGAUCAUGAAAAAGAGACAGAAAUAAUAGUACCUGAAUGCGAAUUGAACACGUGUAUUGAAAAUCUUAUGACUUGUUUUGCACCAACAGAGGCAAAAUUUAAAUCUUUGCCUCACAAGCUUAUAUCGACUAUAGCUAUUCCAUUAUUUUGUAUUCAUAACAAAAUAAGAUCUAGUACUUGCUUGUUAAGGAACAAAGUGAGACAAUUAUUAUUGAAGCUUCUGCACGAUGAAAAUUUACAAGAUGAUCUUUUUUCUGCAUUCCUUGGAUAUAAUAUAAAAGAAAAUUUUGGACAAUAUAUAUCCAUACAAUUUGGAUCUAAUGGUGGACUUGAAAUUAUUGGAACCAUAAAGAAUUUAGCAUAUGAAGAAUUUGCAGAUAGUUUGUUUGACUUAAUAUCUGUUAAUGAGGUACUUAUUACUAAUUUAUUCUCUUAUUUGUUGAUGUCUCUAUCAAAUUCUACAAAAUGGUCCUGCAAUAAUACAUUAGAAACAUCUCAUGACAUAAUAGAACGCAUUGAAAAGCAAUUAGCUGCUAUUAAACUUCUAUCACAUUUGGCAAACAAAUCUGUUGUUCAAGAAGCACAACUCAAGAAUCCCGAACCAUUGUUAAAUUUUAUCAAAUCCUUAUUUAAUGAGAAAGUAAUUAAAAAUCAAAAUAAUACUGAAAACGAUGAUUAUGAAAUUAUAUAUAUUAGUUUAAUGUUGAUCAAAAUGAUUCUAAGUUCUGAAAGCAAAAUGUUGAAUCGAACACAUUUUGAAUCAUUCGCAAAGUUUCUAAAAGAACAAAUUAAUAACUCCACAAUUUCGUCACAAUUGGUAGUACUUAUGAAGGAAAUACUUCAAUUCAUUGAAAGCAAACAGCAAUUUAAUCAAAUACAUUAUGAAGAUUUAUCUAUAGAUUAUAAAAAAUUUAAUAAAUUUGAAGAAGCUAUUCGAGAUUUGUCAGAUCCGCUACUUCCAGUACGUGCUCAUGGGAUCAUAACUUUAACAAAAUUAAUUGAAACAAAGGAUCCAUUUGCUGUUGCUAGAAAAACAAUUCUUUUACGCCUAUUUCAAGAAAAUUUGAAACACGAAGAUUCUUUCAUUUAUCUUGCUGCAAUAAACGGUAUGUGUUCUUUGGCUGUAACAUAUCCUCAAAUAGUAAUAGAAACAUUAGUUCAAGAGUACAUUAACAUGCCUCAAAGAAUUACAAGUGGAGAUAUUUCUGUAGAAAAUAGAAUAAAACUUGGUGAAAUAUUAGUAAAAACAACAAGAGGAUUAGGUGAAAUGACAUUGACACAUAAAAAUAUACUUAUUAAUGGAUUUUUAUGUACUACACGUGAUCCGGAUCCAUUAGUACGUGCAUCAAGUCUUUCUUGUCUUGGAGAGCUUUGUAAAGUAUUAGGUUUUCGUCUUGGAAAUAUUAUCAUAGAGAUACUCUACUGCAUUAAUUGUAUCUUAGAAACUGACAAAGCACUUGAAUGUCGUCGAGCAGCAGUAUUAGUCAUCAAUCUUUUAGUUCGUGGAUUAGGAAAGCAUGUUUUAACCGAUCUUAGCAAAGAUUUGCUUAUUUUAUAUCGUAGUUUAAAACAUUUAAGAGAUACCGAUAAAGAUCCAGUACUACGUUUACAUGCUCAAUUAGCUCUGGAAGAAAUUGACGAAGUUGUACAAAAUUUCCUUUUUGCCAAACCAAAAUUGGAAAAGACUAUAUUUUUAUUAGAAUAAAUAUAGUUAUUAUUGAAUAAUUAUAUACGUACUACAUAUAUUCGAUUCUCAAUAGUACGUUGUUUAUAUAAGUUCUUGUUAUGUAUUAAUGUGUGUGUGUGUGUGUGUGUGUGUGUGUGUGUGUGUGUGUGUGUGUGUGUGUGUACAUAGUAUCUAUUAUAUUAUUUUUUAAAUAAUAAUAAAAAAAAAGAAAGACUUAUGAUUCAUUAGACAGCUGGAAAUUUGUAUAAAAAGUAACAAAUAUAAACUUUACAAAAAAUAUUGCAACAAA